Messenger RNA from Aspergillus ochraceoroseus IBT 24754, 1507 nucleotides. Its product is annotated as putative Gamma-butyrobetaine hydroxylase subfamily. The coding region runs from base 37 to 1464 and encodes 475 amino acids. Gene Ontology annotation, biological process: carnitine biosynthetic process. The transcript has a single exon. Gene Ontology annotation, molecular function: oxidoreductase activity. NCBI's taxonomy places the organism in Eukaryota, Fungi, Ascomycota, Eurotiomycetes, Eurotiales, Aspergillaceae. Gene Ontology annotation, cellular component: mitochondrion. The record is from RefSeq and is a predicted model, not a curated record.
GUAAUUCUCUAUUAUCUCCUAGCACUUUUAACUGCAAUGGCUCGCCUGCUGAGAGCUCCCUUCCAGCUCCGCAGGCUGGUCACGCCGUUUCCAUCGCUACUCUAUCGCCGCCGUUACUCAACCCAGGUUGGCCCGGAAUCCUUCGUCCCAGGUCACAACACACCCGCCACUACCACUGUUACCCCAGAAAUAGACCCCCCUAGCCGGAACCAAACACCAGAGUCUUCCAAGACCGCUGGAGAAUGGACGUCUUUCAGAAUGGAGGAGACCGCCCUGCGGGUAACAACAACAGGGUCGAAAUUCAGCGUCAUCCGAUACCCGGUUUUGCGCGAUGCCUGCAAGUGUCCCCAGUGCGUGGAUGUGCACUCUAAGCAACGGAACUUCCGUACCUCGGACAUCGACCCCUUUAUCCGGGCCCGGGAACUCAAAUGGGACGGCGAAUCCCUCCAGGUGACCUGGGACAACGAUAUCCCCGACUUGGGGCGCGAUCAUGUCUCGACCUUUACGCUGGACCAGCUGCUGACUCCCAGUGAGCACCACAGGCGCGUGGAUGGGUUCAGCAAUCGCGGCCGACAACUCUGGGGAAAGGAAAGAAUGCAGGCGCAGCAGCACUGGAUCACCUUUGAGGAGUACAUGCAGGACGGGAAGCCGUUUGCGCGCGCAAUGCGGGAGCUUGCCAGGGUUGGUCUUCUGUUUGUGAAAGAUAUCCCGGACUCCCGGGAGAUGGUCGAGAAGAUUGGCCAGCGGAUGGGUCCGAUUCGCAACACCUUCUAUGGAUCAUCGUGGGAUGUCCGCAAGGUUCCCGAGGCGAAGAAUGUCGCGUACACCAGCCAAUUCCUCGGCUUCCAUAUGGAUCUCAUGUACAUGAAUGAACCCCCCGGGUUUCAGCUUUUACACUGUCUGCGGAACUCGUGUGAGGGCGGAGAGUCUCUCUUCGCGGAUACCUUCAAAGUCGCAAACGAUAUGUUUACCAGCAGCAGAACAGAGUAUGAAACGCUCGCCGAAACUUGGCUGAACUACGAAUAUCUCCACAAAGACCAUGCUUACUCCAAUUCCUGGCCCGUUUUCGAAACUCAAAAAUUGCGCCACGGUAAACGCCCCAUUGUGCAUGUCAACUACUCGCCGCCCUUCCAGGCCCCGUUGGGAUACCUGAAGAGGAAAUCCCCGGGAGAGAUCAAGGCCAAGUUAGCCGCCUUGAAAAGUUUCGCCCACCGCCUAGAGGAAGAGAAGAAUAUUUUCGAGUUGAAACUCAAGCCCGGUGAAUGUGUCAUCUUCGAGAAUCGUCGCAUCGUUCAUGCCCGUCGUCAGUUCAAUACCGCCGAGGGCGAGCGUUGGCUUGCGGGGACCUACGUCGAUGAGGAUGCUGUGAUUUCCCGGUGGCGCACACUGCGUGCCCAAGACCCGACUACUUGGAAGACGGGGGAUUUGGGUUCUUCGGAGCUCGAAGAUCCUAAUAAACAAUAGUACUGGAUAUGUAUUUUUUUUUUUUUUUUUUUUUUGAAAACUU